GACAGCGGUCGGUUGCAAUGCUGCUCCGGGCGUUCCUGGUGAUUCUUGGGCUGUUCGGGUGUAAGGAGAUCCGUGCCGAUUUGGAUCCGGUUCGAUCAGGGAUAGAUGAGGGUGCCCCAGAGCAGGCUCUAAUGUCGAACGAGCGCGUAUCGCUUGACGACUGUCAUUUGAGGUUCUUCCAUCGCGGAGAUCGAGGCUUAGUUGGGCCGGCUUUCGCAAAGCCCGCAUUUCUCACCGAGUUCGCCCACAUAGCGGCGAUCGGGUGGAGCAGGGUCGAUGGCCCCGAGGUCGAUUGGAAAUGUGGCGGAUCGCUGAUUUGGCCCAACUUUAUCCUCACGGCAGCGCAUUGCGCCGCUAACGAUGAUAACGUGGCACCGGACGUAGCCCGGAUGGGGGACCUCAACCUGUACAGUGCCGAAGACGAUGCCCACGCCCAGCAGCUUAAGAUCGUCAGCGUCAUCCGUCACCCGCAGCAUCGCUUCAGUGGGAAGUACUACGACAUCGCGCUGAUGCAAUUGGAGCGGAAUGUCACCAUCCACGAGACAGUGGCUCCGGCGUGUCUGUGGCUUGACGAUGAAGUGCGCUUCAAAGUGCUGGAAUCUGCCGGCUGGGGUCAAACGGGAUUCGCUGAAGAUCAAACACCGAUCCUACUGAAGGUGACCCUGAAUCCGCUUAGCAACAGUCAGUGCACCCACCAUUACACAUCCGGCGUUCGGGGGCUCCAAGCUGGACUCGAUCGACACCACAUCUGUGCGGGGGACACCAAAAUGGACACCUGUUUGGGUGAUUCCGGGGGACCACUGCACGUGCGGCUUCUCCACAACCACAAAGUGAGCCCGUUCCUGGUGGGAGUCACGUCGUUCGGCAAGCCGUGCGGUCAGUCACACCCGGGCGUCUACACCCGAGUGGCGUCGUUCCGCAGCUGGAUACUGGAGACGCUCCGGGCAAACGGGGCACCGGAAGCGACCGAUCAACAGUUCGAGCCGUACGCGUGCGCCCUACGGUACGUCCACAUCCGGCAGCUGGAAAACUCGCGAGUCGUGGCCAACGAGUCGGGUGUGUUCGAAACGUUUGAUGUACUGCGGCGGUACAUAGGGCGCGACUUCUUCUCCGAAGUUGCCCAGCUCCGAUGGUCCCGGGACGAGAGCAAACGAAACUGUAUGGGUAGCAUUAUUGAUCACGAUACGAUCGUCACGCUCGGGGACUGUGCCCUGCACGGCGGAGUUCACCCCUCGCAAGUUAUGUAUCGCGUCCGUAACUACUUCGAGGAGGACGAUUUCAAGGAGCAACUGUUUGACGUGUCCGAGGUCCACGUGCAUCCCAACCACACCCGGGGCUCCUACUACGACAACAUUGCCGUGGUGAAGGUAAACGGCACGUUUCCGGUGCUGCCGGCCUGCAUCUGGAACAUGCAGACGCUGCCAGCCGAAGAGCUGGAACUGUUCACCGUCGGUCGGCGCGAUCUUAACGUCUACCAGUACGAGUCCACCACAAGCUACGAUUCCCGUCGAAUAGCCUUAACACCGCGAGCGUUUGCCUUCGAUAACGCUAACUGUACCUUGGCCGAGCAAUACCGUCGCCAGCUGCCCGUAGGGCUCCAGGAUGAGCAUCUGUGCUUCGGUAACGAUCCCUUUCUGGUCCCGGAAGUGUGUGAGCUAACCCAGGGUGGUCCCCUGCAACGAUCGGUCUUUCGCAUGGAUCGUCACUUCAAGCACGUGUACGGGGUGAGCUUGUUCGGGCAGGACUGUGGUUUCGGUGAGCCGGCCGUAGCCGUACGGCUUCACCCUCACCUCGGCUGGCUAGAGUCCGUACUGCUGCGGAACGGGCGAUCCACCGAUCGCGAACCGAGCCCGGACACCAUACUGUUCAUCAACACCGACCUGGAGCUGUUCGAUCGGUGCGACUUUAAGGAUGGCACCGUGGGGCUCUGCAUCCCGGCGAGCCGUUGCCGAGGAGUGUACGAUCGGAUGCUGCGCAACGAGGAGCUUAUAUUUUGCAGCAAUGGCACGGUUGUGUGCUGUGCGCCGGCGAACGUCAUGGACGACGAGGAUCUACGGGACGGUGUGGAGGAGAUUGUCAACUGCGAGAACAACUACGGCAAGCUGCGGCAGGAUCUGGCUAGAGUCCCUAGCGGAAGUCCUCGCCCAAAGACACACAUCGCGGAGAUCGCUGCGAAAAACCAGACGAGCGGUGCCAUGGAGAUAAUCUGCUUGGGCUAUCUCAUCACAACCGGCCACGUGCUGACGACGGCAGUUUGCGUGACCGCGGCGGACCCCGAGCCCACCCUGGUGCGGUUGGGUUUCAUUUUCGCCCAGAAAAACGGGGACUCUUCGGCACAAACAUCGAUCGAGCGUAUCACGGUCCAUCCCCAGUACAGACCGCGGACGAAGGGGGGCAACAAUAUUGCGCUCCUCAAGCUGACCGACUACAUUCGACCCACGAGCGCCGUCUUUCCCGGGUGCUUGUGGAGAAACGGCACGCACACCCCGCUGACGGCGACUCUGUUCUCCGUUGAUGGUUUCAACGUCAAGGAGGAGACCGUGCACCCUCAGUACGCCACUGACUGCGAGCGUAGCCUGCGCGAUCCACUGCACGCCGGCGAACUGUGCAUGGUAAACCCUCCCGAGGGGUCCCCCUCAUGUGGAGGUCUAAUAUCUUGGUACCGGAACAUGACCGGCGGGACAACCGAGUCGCCGUAUUUGGUCGAGUAUUUGGUUGGCCUUCGGAGUCCCGACGAAUGCAACGAAAAUGGCCACGUUGUCGCCACCCGCAUUUCGGAUUAUCUGAGGUGGAUACUCGAUCUGGUAUGAACUGUUGGCCCAAAACUGUUGGCUGAAACAUAUACACCCGUGUGCCGAUCUGAAGCGGUGACCUUGAAACGCUUCGAAGGAGCAGCGAUUGUGACUGCCAACGCAAACAACCCUAUCAAGUGGCAAAUCUGGACUCGUUCAAUAAAACAAUCCAAUAUGGAAACCCCCUUCAAACCGAAGGCUGUCCCGGUUGCUCAGCUUGCGUCUUGCGUCUUGCGUCUAUACUCAGCUAGGCUGUUUAAUAAGUUUUGAGUUUCGAUAGGAAAACCACAGUUU
Messenger RNA from Anopheles cruzii, 3086 nucleotides. RefSeq names its product transmembrane protease serine 9-like. Gene Ontology annotation, biological process: proteolysis. The coding region runs from base 18 to 2810 and encodes 930 amino acids. Lineage: Eukaryota; Metazoa; Arthropoda; Insecta; Diptera; Culicidae. The record is from RefSeq and is a predicted model, not a curated record. Gene Ontology annotation, molecular function: serine-type endopeptidase activity. The transcript is spliced from 10 exons.